AUGGCAUCUUCAGCGACUGAUCAUUGGAAAAAGAGAGAAGAAUGGAAGAAACAAAAGGAAUUGGAGGAAGCACGUAAAGAGGGUACAGCACCUGCAGAGGUAGAUGAAGAUGGUAAAGAGAUUAAUCCACACAUUCCACAAUAUAUGAUGCAGGCACCUUGGUAUGUGUCGACCAACAAACCAUCACUCAAACAUCAACGUGCAUUCAACAAAAAGACAGACUAUGACAAGGGAUGGUAUGAACGAGGUGCACAGGCAGCACCGGCAUCGACAAAAUACAGAAAGGGAGCGUGCACCAACUGCGGUGCAAUGACACAUAAAGCAAAGGAUUGCUGUGAACGACCGAGAAAGGUUGGUGCCAAGUUUUCAAACGAUGACAUCAAGGCCGACGAGGUUGUUCAAACAUUGGACUUGGACUAUGAUGGUAAACGUGACCCAUACAAUGGAUAUGACCCAGACUCUUUUAAGGAAGUGGUCGAUCUAUAUGAACGUGCCGAUGCAGCAAGAAAAAAAAAGAAAUUGGAAGAGAUUAUGAAACAGUAUGGUAUGAAAGAAUCAGAGGCUGCAGCCAAACAAGAAGAACUGCUCAAAGAUGAAGAAGACAAGAGUUUUGAUGUGGAUGGUAUGGAUCUGCAUCAACGUCUUGAUCCAAAGUCAAGAACUACUAUUAGAAACUUGCGUAUUCGUGAGGAUACUGCCAAGUACUUGUACAAUCUCGAUCUAGACUCUGCGUUUUACGAACCAAAGAGUAGAUCGAUGCGUGACAAUCCUCUACCAAAUGCUGGUGACAUUCCGUUUGCUGGAGACAACUUUACAAGGGCGUCGGGUGACACCAAGAACUUUGGACAGAUGCAAAUGUUUAGUUGGGAGGCGUACGACAAGGGACAAGACGUCGACUUGAACGCCGCUCCGUCACAAGCCGCUCUCUUGCAUCUCGAGUUUCUCCAAAAGAAGGAGGCACUCAAGAACAAGGCCAAAGAAACACUCGUCAACAAGUAUGGCGAGCAGACAGAGAAAGCAGACGAGGAUGCAGCCGCUGCAGACCGUAUUGCCCAAACCGAGGUCUACACAGAGUACUCUGCGUCGGGUAAACUCAUCAAAGGCGAGGAGAAACUUGUCAAGAGCAAGUAUGAAGAGGAUGUAUAUAGUAACAAUCAUAAAUCAGUUUGGGGAUCGUAUUGGGAGAGUGGUCAAUGGGGUUAUCAGUGUUGUAAACAAACUAUCAAACAAUCUUAUUGUACAGGUGAAGCUGGUCGUAAAUUAAAAGAUCAAUCAAGAUUACAAUUACAACAACAACAAACUACAAAAGAUCAAUCAAAGAUUGAAACAACAGAAAAUGAUAAACAACAAGAUGAAAAUAAUAAUAAUAAUAAUAAUCAACAACAAAAAUCAUUAUUGGAACAAAAAGAAUCAAUGACAGAAAAAGAGAAAAGAUCAAUUGAAAAGGAAAAGAGAAAAAAAGAAAAACAAGAAGAAAAAGAUAGAAAGAAACGUUUCAAAAAGGCUCUCAAGGAACAAGAUGAUCAUGCCAAAUCAAAUGUUGAAACAGAUGAGAGAAAACGUGGUUACAAUUCAUUUGCAACAGCCGAUGAUUACAAUGUCACUGAAGAGGAUUUAGAAGCUUAUAAUCUUAAGCGAGUUCGUGGUGAUGAUCCAAUGGCAAAUUAUAAAGAAUAA
Molecule: messenger RNA, 1677 nt
Organism: Cavenderia fasciculata
Lineage: Eukaryota; Evosea; Eumycetozoa; Acytosteliales; Cavenderiaceae
Gene: slu7
Product: putative RNA splicing factor
Exons: 2
Coding region: 1-1677 (558 amino acids)
Biological process (GO): mRNA splicing, via spliceosome
Cellular component (GO): spliceosomal complex
Molecular function (GO): pre-mRNA 3'-splice site binding
Source: RefSeq, a predicted model, not a curated record